UCACUGAAAUAUUUUCGACACGUGCUGACUUGUUUUUCCCUGCCUGCUUUGUUUUUCAUGUGAAAAUCGCCCCGGAAAAUGGCUGAGACGAGCGGAAAGAUCAAGUUCCUGGUGGCGGACACCACCGCCUUCAUCAACGCCGUGCCCCUGAACGAAUAUGCGGAGCAGGUGCUCACCGUACCGGAUGUGGUGGCCGAGGUGCGCAACAAGCGCCAGAUCCGGCGCCUCUGCGUCCUGCCCUUCGACCUGCAGGUGCGCGAGCCGCGUCCCGAGAGCAUCAAGCACUGCGUGGAGUUCGCCAAGCGGACGGGCGACUAUGCGAGUCUCUCGGGGAUCGACCUGAAGGUCAUCUCGCUCACCUACGAACUGGAGGCGGACACCGUGGGCACCGCCCACCUGCGCACGGAGCCCGUGAUGGCCCAGACCAUUGCCUCCAAGGAGAAGCCCGAGGAGAUGCAGGAUGCGAGCAACAAGAGGCUGGUGGGCUGGUACAUGCCAGAGGGGGAGGAGGAGGAGGAUGACUCCGAGGAGGAGGAGGACUCCCAGGGGGAGGAGGAGCAGGAACAGGAGGAAUCCCAGGAUUCCCCACCCGUAGACAACAUAAAAGCCGCCAUUGAAGCUCAGUUAGCUGGCAAGGAGCCACUGCCCACCGAAGAUCUAAGCGAGGAGCCCAGCCAGGAGGAGCUGGACAAGCUGUUCGAGCAGCUGCAGUGCGCGCCCAGCGCCGAGGAAGAGCAGGAACUCGCUGAACUGCUAAUUUCCCAGCCCGCCGAAGUGGAAUCGGAGGAAUCCGAGCCCGUGCAGAGCCAAAAUCAGGAGGAUGAGGUGGGCGACGAUGGCUGGAUCACGCAUUCGAACAUCAAGAAGGCCAAGAAGGCGCUGGAGGGCAAGGUGGAGACGGAUGAGGUGCCGCCGGUGGCCUGCAUGACCACCGAUUACGCGCUGCAGAAUGUCCUAAAGCAGUUGAACCUUCACCUGGCUGCCUUGAAUGGGAGGAUCAUCAAGCAGCUGCGCACUUAUAUACUGCGUUGCUAUGCCUGCUAUCGGACAACCAGCAUCAUGACCAAGGUCUUCUGCCCGAACUGCGGCAACAAGACGCUCAAACGAGUGGCCGUGAGUCUGGACGAGAACGGGCGGCAGGUGAUACACAUCAAUACGCGACGGCCGCUGACCAACAAGUACAAGAAUCAGAGUCUGCCGCGCUUCACCGGCGGCAAGCAUUCGCGCAAUCCCAUUUUAUUCGAGGAUCAGCCGAUGCCCCGCCAGAUGCCGUCGCGCGUGGCCAAGACCAAGACGAACGCCCUGGACCAGGACUACAUGGCCGGCUUCUCGCCCUUCGUGCUGCGCGACGUCGACUCCAAGUCCGCGAUGCUGCGCUCCAAGGGCAACCUCAAGGAGUGGGCCAGGAACAACAACUUCGAGGAGGACCGCCGGCGCAAGAACUACAAUCGCUUGUACAAGUAGAUAACCGGGGAGUAAUAACCCCCUAAUCGUAGACUUUAUAUAAUAUGUAAUAUAUAUAAAAUAAAACUCAAGGAAGAACUUAAAUCUUCAGGUGGAAAAUGUAAAUUUACGACAUUUUACAAGGCUUUUAAAUAUUUAUAAACUUUUUUUUUGUGGAAAUAAAUCAGUUUUUUAAG
Messenger RNA from Drosophila takahashii, 1640 nucleotides. Its product is annotated as RNA-binding protein NOB1. Gene Ontology annotation, cellular component: preribosome, small subunit precursor. Lineage: Eukaryota; Metazoa; Arthropoda; Insecta; Diptera; Drosophilidae. Gene Ontology annotation, molecular function: RNA endonuclease activity. Gene Ontology annotation, biological process: ribosomal small subunit biogenesis; maturation of SSU-rRNA. The record is from RefSeq and is a predicted model, not a curated record.